Molecule: messenger RNA, 855 nt
Organism: Photinus pyralis (common eastern firefly)
Lineage: Eukaryota; Metazoa; Arthropoda; Insecta; Coleoptera; Lampyridae
Product: putative nuclease HARBI1
Exons: 4
Coding region: 1-846 (281 amino acids)
Source: RefSeq, a predicted model, not a curated record
AUGGACGUGGGAUCAAAUUAUAACUUUGGAAUAUCACAACCUUCAGUAUCAAGAUGUAUUGAAGAAGUUGUCAAUGCCAUGAACAGAAAUGAAAUUUUUAACGCUUAUGUACAUUUCCCUAGAAAUAUACAAGAACUCAAUGCUGCUAGAAUGGGGUUUUUUGAAAAGUAUAAUUUCCCAGGAAUAAUUGGGUGUAUAGAUUGCACACAUGUUGCAAUAUUCCCCCCUAAAGUGGAUGAUGAUAAUUAUCCUGAACAUAUUUAUGUGAAUAGGAAGAAUUAUCAUUCCAUUAAUGUACAACUGAUAUGUGACCAUAAUUUGAAGAUUAUUAAUGUGAAUGCUUUAUUUCCUGGCAGUACUAAUGAUGCUUUCAUUUGGAACCAAUCCAAUGUGCAAACCCUAUUAAGACGAUUACACGAGGCCGGAAAUAAAAAUUAUUUCUUGUUAGGCGAUUCGGGUUACCCAUUAAGAAGUUGGCUGUUAACACCUUUAGAAUAUGAACCACGACCUAAUAUACCUGAGCACUUCUAUAAUUCUAGACAUAAAACCAUACGGAGCACAAUCGAAAGAUGUAAUGGUGUAUUAAAAAUGAGAUUUCGCUGCCUUCUUAAACACAAGGUUUUGCAUUACUUCCCCGAGAAAGCCAGUAAAAUUAUAAACGCCUGUGUUUUGCUGCAUAACUUGUGUAUUGAGCAUAACAUAGAAACUCCACAAAAUGAGGAAGCCGAACAAAUUGAUUUGGGCGUGCAUGUCCCAGAAAGAAAUCAUGUUGUUGAGAGAGUAAAUCCCGAACUGGCUGCUGGCAGAAACCAAAGAAAUAAAUUAAUUACACUUUUGCAACAAUAAAUAAUCGGC